AUGGAAAUAAGCAUUUGCAAAGUCUAUUUUGCAAGCAAACCGAUAAGGUUUUCUGCACGCCGCGAAAGCUGUAGUUAAAUAGAACUUUGGUGGAACGAAAUAUUUAUUGAGUCUUCUAAGGUCAUGUAUCAGUCUAAAAGACCCAUCUUUCUUAGAGGCCUCUGGAAACUCCUUGACGACAUUAGGUUAUUAGAGGUAGUCCGAAUGUUUCAGGUGUUCUUCGAUCUCAAAAGAGAUCCCCUCUGUAAUAAAUCUGUUAUAAGUUGCGUUAGAGUGGAGCUAAGCAAACUUGUCAAUGUUCAGUGA
Molecule: messenger RNA, 306 nt
Organism: Stylonychia lemnae
Lineage: Eukaryota; Ciliophora; Spirotrichea; Sporadotrichida; Oxytrichidae
Source: the annotation of a GenBank genome assembly